GUUUGCCAAGUAAUAAAAAACAUUUACGUCAUUGUAAUUGUUGAAGCAGCGUGCUCUGUGUCGCGGUGAAUCGACGGUUGUAAACUUUGUGGCCUAAAUAGCUUUAUUUUUACACGUUUUAACGAAAAUGGACGCUCUUCGACAACAAGCUAUGAUAAACCAGUUCGUUAAUGUCGCUGGCUGUGCUGUCGAUCAAGCAAAGAAGCUUUUACAGGCUGGAAAUUGGCAAUUUGAAGCUGCCUUGAGUAUAUUCUUUCAAGAAGUAUCGAUUCCUUGUCAUUCACAGCAUUCGCUUGUAACUCCUGCGAAUACUCCGGCUACACCACCAAACUUUCCCGAAGCGCUUUUGUCUUUUCAAAGAUUGUCGGCCUCCGAAAACAAUUCCAAGAACAGCGAACAAGUCGUGAGAUGAUAAUUCGAUGACCACGCUUUCUUUUGUAAAAUAGCUUCUACUCAAGGAUUGUCGCAGGCCGGUAAAUCUUGGCGGAAUAUCAUCGUUGAUGUAUUAAAACGUUACCAGCGUUUUUAAGUAAUUUCUAAUAUAGAUGAUCGAUCGACUACUGUCUUUGAACAUGAAACUUAUGUAAAGAUAAGAAUUGUUAUGAAAAUUGAAAUCGACGCAGUAUGUAAACAGUGCUCUUGUAGGCAACAUAUAGAACCAUUGUAUCGCGACGUUUGCACGUGCUUAUAAAAUUUGAUAUCGCUUUGAAGAACUGCAUUUCAAGAUCGGGAUGGUGGUCGACCGGAGCGAAAGUAAAAGGUUUUGAAAAUAUCAACAACAGUGUUAGGCUAUAUACAGCGUGUUAAACUCUGAGAUAGUUUCAGCUGAUUAAAACUGUAAUGUUUCUUAGUCUUUUAAUGAUAAACAUUGUAGCCAUGUUAUUCUGAAACAUUGUGUAAACUUGUAACUAAAGCUAUGCGAGGGAUAUAGAAUGGACCGCCUCGAAAUUUGAAUCAUCUGUUCGCAAUUUGAA
Xenia sp. Carnegie-2017 is the source of this 974-nucleotide messenger RNA. RefSeq names its product UBA-like domain-containing protein 1. The coding region runs from base 128 to 412 and encodes 94 amino acids. NCBI's taxonomy places the organism in Eukaryota, Metazoa, Cnidaria, Anthozoa, Malacalcyonacea, Xeniidae. The transcript has 3 exons. Gene Ontology annotation, molecular function: protein binding. The record is from RefSeq and is a predicted model, not a curated record.